UUUGCUGGUGUUGGCGGCGGCGGCUCGUCAGCUCGGGCGGAGGCGCGAAAGGAGGCAGGCCGAGGACGCGUUCGACAUGCCAGACGACGUGUUUCGGCAGCACUUUCGUCUGAGGAAGGAAACUGUGCGGUGGCUGUGCGACGAAGUCGCGGAGGAGCUCGGAGGCGUGCGAUCAACAGCGCUGUCGGUGGAGCGACAAGUGUUGUGCGCGUUGCGUUUCUUCGCGACGGGCAGCAUUCAGGGGUCCGUAGGGAGCGAGGAGACGAUUGGCGUGACGCAGCCUGCGGUCAGCAAGUGCGUGCGACGCGUGGCUGAGGCAAUCGUCCACGCCGGGACCCGCAACAAGUGGGUCCACUUCCCGAGGACGUCGGAGGAAAAGGCGGCCGUGAAAGAAGGGUUCCUUCGACGCGGCGGCAUUCCCGGCGUCAUCGGCUGCGUGGACGGCAGCCUUAUUGCCAUCAUCGCACCGAAGGGCGACAACAAGGCGGCAUACAUGUGCCGCAAAGGCUUCUAUGCCCUUAACAGCAUGUUCAUUUGCGACGCAGGCAUGCGGAUUCUGGCCGUCGACGCUCUGCGACCGGGGUCGGAUCACGACGCCUACAUCUGGAGAACGACGUGGUUGCGUCGUCGGUUCCAGGAGGGACACAUUGCCAAGGCUGGCGAGCACCUCCUCGGUGACAACGGCUACCCCCUCGAACCAUGGCUCCUGACUCCGGUCCCAGGCCAUCCUCCCACUCACAUUGCAGAAGGCAGGUACAACACUGCACACGCUUCCAUGCGGUCUGUAGUGGAGCACUGCAUUGGACUUCUGAAGAGCCGCUUCCGCUGCCUUCAGAGGUACCGUGCCCUUCACUAUGAACCAGACCGCGCAGCCAACAUCAUUGCAGCGUGUGCAGUGUUGCACAAUUUGUGUCUUGAUGAAGGUGACAGUGCGUUUGAUGAGGUUGAUGGUGAUGACAGCAGCUACAGCAGCAGUGACGAUGCAAACAGUGGCCCCUUCCCACAGGGAGUUCCCCGAGCGAGGGCAGCACGUAUAUUGUAUCUGAAAGGAUGUGCUGCCCGUGAGAAUGUAAUUCGAUUAUUCGGAACCACACGGCAGCAGCACCAGCACUACCUGCGAAGGGUGCGAAGGCGGCUGCGUCAGCAGCAGCACCGACAGCAGCAGUAAACGUGCCUGCAGUGUCAAGCACAUAUGCCUAAUAAAGAGAAGGAAUCAACGUGAAGGCGUAUUGGCAAUGAGUGGAUAGUGCGCUGUUUUUUUAUAGAAUCUGCUAAAUUACCACCAUUGCUUUCACGUAGCCUGUACCAAUGAGCUGUCACUACUGGAGAUUAUUGCAUCAUUCCACUGCGACACAACAUGAGCCUUUCACUUAGUAGCUGUGGAUAGACAACAUUGUGGUCAUUAGCAGUAUGUCAUAGCCACUUCUCUGGGCAGCAGGAGCUUGCCGGUUGAUUUGCUGCUGCUGCUACUGUCACCUUGAUGCAUUUAUCUACUGGCAUCACCGCCACUGUCACCGCCGUCUGCACUGUGCAUGGGAGGAUAUUGGACUUCGUCUCCUCGCUUCCUGCUUGGGCUGCAGCAAAGCACAACACUUUUCGCUCCACCAUAUGUACUGUUCUCGCACACCUUCCAGGCCCUGCACACCUUUGCCACACAGCCUCUGCACAGUUCCUUUUCAACAGGCCAAGUCAUGCUGACACAGAUCGCCUGGCAUGUCAAGCACAUGAUGUGCUUGUUGGAUGUGCAUUCAUUUGUACAUACUUGUAUAAUUGUACAUAUAUUUGUAAAAAGUCAUAUCAAGUGCCAGUUAUGUUCUUGAAAAUCAUUGCUGCACGUCCCCACAGUGAAUGAAAAAUUGCAACACAACUUCAGUGUCAUGUUUAUUCAAAGUGAAUAACAGUCAUCAUGAUACAAAUCAAUGCACACAGGGUACGAAUUCACGGUGCCAAAACCUAACAGUACGGUUUCCACUACAUGGCACCUAAUACAUUGUGAAAUGCCGCUGGCACACAUUAAAUCACAGAAAUGUCUGACAUUAAUAAUGUUUUUCUUUGGGCUCAUCCACAACCAUUUGCAUUCACCCAGCAACUUCACAGUGCAAAAGGUGUUGCAAGUCUUGCCUGUUAUGCAUCCGCCAUAUUUGUAGCACAAAAUAGAUGUUAUUUUCAACGACUACUGCCAUAAUAAGACCACCAGUGUGAAAGUGCAGUCACACAGCUUUUAAAGAAUGACACAUGUGCGAAAAUACUGUGCACUUUGAUAAUCAACCAUUUAACAAUGCCAACAAGAACAGCCUGGCAGUAAAUGUUGUAAAAUAAUGGCCACAUUGAUGGCUACAUUGGGUGUAUCAGAAAUUGUUCUCAACAAUGGGGACUAGAUUGCAUUGCCAUCACCGAUACGGCCACCUGAUAUAUCACAAUAACUAUUGCAAGUAACAGGCACUUGUUGGUAAAAGAAAUAAUAGUAUGUACAUUUGUGCCCUCCAUUGGGCAACAAAAUUUGAAAUUGGAAACACAACAUACAUAUAGCAUGAAAAUCAUAACAGUGGAUUUCAAUACCUGUUAUCACAGCAUUUGUGUGCGAAACACUGUUGUGGCUAAAAUAAAAGUGACCACAUAGUCAACAUGUUCCUUGAAAAGCAGCAAAUACUUAAAUAGCACAUAAACAGCAAAACGAAAGCACACACCUAACCAAAAGGAUGAAACAGACAUACGGUUCACUCCCUGAGACAAACUUGCUCAGCAAGUGAAACUACACAUAACAAAAAAAGUUACAAUAAUUUAAACAUUAUGCGAAAUGCAACAUAUUAAAAAAAUAACAUAAUAAAAGAACAUGUAAUGAUGACACCUGUCACCACUACGGCUGAGGCGGCUCGCGGAGGCCAUGGGCGAGGGCAGCCAUGAGUUGGCGCAAGGUGGUUGCGAUGAGGACAGUCGCCUCCCGCAAGCCCCUCCUCUCCACCGCCAGCUGCUGCUGCACCGCGUGGGAGGCCCUCUGCUCCUCCACCAGUUGCUGAUGAUGCUGUGAAAAAAGUGCACUUGCUGCAGCUACAGGAUACGAAAUUAAAUUUUUCGUUUCACAGUGUUUGCAAGGGUUACACUUUCAGCUUGGUUACUCUAGAGGGCAGUGAGAACGUAUGCAUAUGACGGGAGAAAUUGAAGUGCAAACUGUGUAUGAUCUGUUAUGUUACAAACAUGUUCAAAGACAGAAAAUGCUACCAAGCCACCUUUGUCACUAAGAAGUCAAUGUCGGUGAUAAGCUGAAUUUACCUACAAAAGAUGAACAUGCUGUGGGGGUACAUGCAACCAUGGAAAUGUUUUGUAACUUGCGAAGUAACAGAAUGAGAAAGCACCUCACAGAGGGUACAUAAGUACACGAACCAAUGAACCCAAGGAAUACAGAUGCCACUCAUGAAUAAGCAGGUUGUAAGUUACAUUAACCUGCACACUAAUUCCUUCUUAAAAAAUGGAAACCUGGGCGAGUUGUACGUACCUGCCUGUUUUGAUCAAGCAGUAUCCGGUGGAAGCUGACGGCGUCCAAGUUUGAUGCCUCUGCCAGCUGCUCUUGCCUGGCGUAUUCAGCUGCUGCCCUGAAGGCCGCAUCCUCCAGUGGCUGCUGCUGUCGAGGUGGCCUCAGGGGCUGCUGCUUAGCUGAUGGUCCUUAAAAAUUAAAUCGGCAUAGAGGAUAAAAAAUUUGUUGUGUCCUUCUAUGUUGAACAUUCACUGGUUCAUUUUCAUAGGUCAAAACAUAGAAAACUAUUCCCGGCAACAAACUGUAGGCAAUAUAAACCUUACAUUUGGAUAGAUAAAGCGACACCAUAGCACUACAAAAUGCUGCAUCAAUAUUAAUUUCUACACAGCA
Messenger RNA from Dermacentor silvarum, 3862 nucleotides. RefSeq names its product putative nuclease HARBI1. Lineage: Eukaryota; Metazoa; Arthropoda; Arachnida; Ixodida; Ixodidae. The transcript has 3 exons. The record is from RefSeq and is a predicted model, not a curated record. Bases 77 to 1168 code for a protein of 363 amino acids.